This is a messenger RNA of Charadrius vociferus (killdeer), 974 nucleotides long. It is a transcript of the gene ERICH1, whose product is annotated as glutamate-rich 1. NCBI's taxonomy places the organism in Eukaryota, Metazoa, Chordata, Aves, Charadriiformes, Charadriidae. The record is from RefSeq and is a predicted model, not a curated record. The transcript has 5 exons. The annotation marks the transcript as partial.
UGUUCAUAGGGAAAGUACUGAAACGACUCUAUGCUGAAACUUCAUCUUCUCUUGCGCAUACUUCGAGUAGAGAAGAGGAGGCGGUUCUCAGAAAUCUGGGCUCAAAAUCUAAAGAAAAGAAUUUGGAUAAUGUUCAGACAUCAUCAUCAGAUGCUAGUACAUCAACUGGUACACCCUGCGAAUCAUUUCAAGGUAGUGACAAUACAAUUGUGUCUGCAAGGAGAAUGUACACAGUGAAUCUUCCUCCAGAGGGUUACAUUGCAGUUACUCCAGAUGCUAUUAGUAUUACAGUUUCUGAAAACUCAGACAGUAGUGCUGACUCAACAGAGGAGGAAUAUCAAGGACAAACCAAGAGAAAGCGCAUUCGGAGAAAGAAACAAAAGAACAGUUUGCAAAACUCUAAUAAUUUAUAUGGAGAACAAACAGAAUCUGGAAUGCAAGAAACUCUUGUUCAAGAUAAUUUACAGCUGCAGCAGAUAGACAGUCCCAAAAUAAGCAAAAACAAAAAGAGGAAAAUGAAAAAGAAGCGACAGAAAGAAAAAAUGAGAGCAGCUGGCUUGGUAACAAAAAAUACCGGUGUGGAUUUUACAUAUCAGCCUGACAAAAACAACAGAGAAGAAGCAGCAGGCUUAAAAGACAUAGAUGAAAAGGCAGAUAGUGUUCUGGACUUCCUGCAGGCAACACAACAAAUUUAUUUUGCUGACAAGAAAUCAGAAUGCACGGAUUCUGCUGUAAAUUCAGCAAGUGCCCAAGAGCUUUUGCAUUAUCUUGAAUCUCGCACCAUCUCUUCCUCAGAUGUGACUCUUCUACAUCAGCUGAAAUCCCUUGUAUUGCUACAGGAUAUUGAGAGAUUGAAGGAUGCUUUGAAACAAUUCCAAGAACAAUCCGUGAUGCCUCCUGAUCAUACCAAGAUAGUCACGUCGCUGUUUCACUACUGGAUUACAGAUAUCCUUCCUGUGAAGAAUAGGAAAUAA